CGGUCCGGCAGGUUUGCGCGGGGCCGAGCAGCAGCAGCAGGUGAGGCUGUGAGCGGGGGAAAAGGGCGGGGAGCCGCCGCCGCUGGAGCUGUGCACAAGCAGGAAGAAGAGGGAGAACAUGGUGCGGUGACAAAACGCCCAGACACACACUGAGAAACUGGAUUCAGCUUUUUGUACAAAUCUGCGGAGGAACACGGAAGAUAUCUGAGCCGCUAAGAUGAGUCGGCUGCGUGCAGACUCCCAGGGUUCCCUGGGGCCUGACGAUGAGGUCAUGCCGUACAGUGACGAUGAGACGGACGACGAAUUGGAUGCAACCUCUGAGGAGGAACCAGAAGAGCCGCCAGGAGUCCCGCAGCCCCCGGUGGAAGCUAAACCCAGCGAGAUGGGAUGGAAGGUGAAAGCUAACGACCGACCGUAUCACCACCUGCCAGAGUUUCAGAAGAAAGUCUUCCUGUGCUUCAAGAAGAGCAGAUACUCUGGAAACGCCAUCAAGACGUACAAGUACAACGUCCUCACCUUCCUCCCUCUGAACCUGUACGAGCAGUUAAAGAGAGCCGCCAACCUCUACUUCCUGGCUCUGCUCAUCUUACAGGUCAUUCCAGACAUUUCUACUCUGCCCUGGUACACCACGCUGAUUCCCCUGGUCGUGGUGCUGGGGAUCACUGCUGUCAAAGACCUGGUGGAUGAUCUGGCGCGGCACAGGAUGGACAAAGAGAUCAACAACAGGAAGUGUGAAGUCCUGCUGGACGGCAGGUUUCAAGAGUCAAAGUGGAGGGACAUCCAGGUUGGAGAUGUGGUUCGUAUGAAGAAGAACGACUUCAUUCCGGCUGACAUCCUGCUGUUAUCCAGCUCCAACCCAAACAGCCUGUGCUAUGUAGAAACAGCUGAGCUCGACGGAGAGACCAACCUGAAGUUUAAGCUGGGACUCAGAGUGACAGAUGAGAGACUGCAGGAGGAGCGUCAGCUGGCUCAGUUUGAUGCUCUGAUCGAGUGUGAAGAGCCGAACAACCGCCUGGACAAGUUUGUGGGGACGAUGCUGUGGCAGAGGGAGCGUUACCCUCUGGACCUGGACAACAUGCUGCUGCGAGGCUGCAAGAUCAGAAACACAGAGGAGUGUCACGGCCUAGUCAUCUUCGCAGGAGCUGACACCAAAAUCAUGAAGAACGGCGGUAAGACGAGAUUCAAGAGGACCAAAAUUGACGAGCUGAUGAACUACAUGGUUUACACAAUCUUCGUGCUGCUGAUCCUAGUUGCAGCUGGUCUGGCCAUCGGUCACACCUUCUGGUACGAGGAGAUCGGCUCUAAGGCUUGGUAUCUGUACGACGGCAAAAACCAGGACGCCUCCCACAGAGGCUUCCUCAGCUUCUGGGGAUACAUCAUCGUCCUCAACACCAUGGUGCCCAUUUCCCUAUAUGUCAGUGUGGAGGUGAUUCGUGUGGGCCAGAGUAAGUUCAUCAACUGGGACCUGCAGAUGUAUUUCUCCGAGAAGGACACACCAGCCAAGGCUCGAACCACCACCCUGAACGAGCAGCUUGGUCAGAUCGAGUACAUCUUCUCUGACAAGACGGGAACUCUCACGCAGAACAUCAUGCAGUUCAAGAAGUGCACCAUCGCUGGACGCAGCUACGGUGAACCAACCACAGCCGAGGGAGUGGUGCUGGACCGAGGACGGCCGGUGGACUGGAGCUGGAACCGACAGGCUGACAAAAAGUUCCAGUUCAUGGACAAUUCCCUGGUGGCGAUCGUCCGGUCCAAAAAGGAUAAAGAUGCUACAGAGUUCUUCAAACUGCUCUCUCUCUGCCACACCGUCAUGGUGGACAACAAAGACGGUGAACUGGUGUACCAGGCGGCGUCCCCUGAUGAGGGCGCCCUGGUGACGGCCGCCAGGAACUUCGGCUACGUGUUUCUGUCUCGUACGCAGGACACCAUCACCAUCAGUGAGAUGGGUCAGGAGACGACCUACGAGAUGUUGGCACUGCUCGACUUCAACUCCGACCGCAAGCGCAUGUCUAUCAUCUUGAAGGCUCCUGAUGGUCGUAUUCGUCUCUUCUGUAAAGGAGCCGACACUGUCAUCUACGAGCGACUCUCCCCGAACUCCAGACACAAAGAAACUACCCAGACUGCUCUGGAUAUCUUUGCCAACGCGACUUUGCGGACACUGUGUCUGUGUUACAAAGACAUCAGCACAGCCGAGUUUGAAGCCUGGUCCAGACUGCACAAAGAGGCCCAGGUGGCCAUGGUGGACAGAGACGCUGCCCUCGACCGCGUGUACGAGCAGAUCGAGUCCAACCUGAUGCUGAUUGGAGCGACAGCCAUUGAGGACAAACUGCAGGACGGCGUGCCAGAGACCAUCGCCAAACUGGCCAAGGCUGACAUCAAGAUCUGGGUCCUGACUGGAGAUAAGAAAGAAACGGCAGAGAACAUCGGAUAUUCUUGUUCACUUUUGACAGACGACAUGCAGAUCCACUACGGAGAAGACGUCAAUGAGAAGCUGAGGAUUCGUCAGGCCAACAGGAGAAACGAGCCUCAAACUAUCCGUCGAGGCAAAAAGAAACCCGCAGAGCCUUUCUUCCCUGGCAGCGGCAAAAACGCUCUCAUCAUCACCGGAGGAUGGCUGAACGAGAUCCUGUAUGAGAAGAAGAAGAAACGCCGUCGCCUGCGUCUGCGCCGUCUGGGAAAGCGACCGCCUCCCAGCAGCCCUCAGGACGGACAACCGAUGAACGACUGGGAGAAGGAGAUGAGACAGAUUGACUUUGUGGACAUGGCGUGUGAGUGCGAGGCGGUCAUCUGCUGUCGCGUCACACCGAAGCAGAAGGGUAACGUGGUGAGUCUGGUGAAGAAGUACAAGAAAGCGGUGACGCUGUCCAUCGGAGACGGAGCCAAUGACGUCAACAUGAUCAAGACUGCAGACAUCGGUGUGGGUAUCAGCGGUCAGGAGGGGAUGCAGGCCGUCAUGUCCAGCGACUACGCCUUUGCUCAGUUCCGUUACCUGCAGCGCCUCCUGCUGGUGCAUGGACGCUGGUCCUACAUCCGAAUGUGCAAGUUCCUGCGUUUCUUCUUCUUCAAGAACUUCGCCUUCACACUGGUUCACUUCUGGUACUCCUUCUUCAGUGGAUACUCCGCACAGAUCGCCUACGAAAACUGGUUCAUCACCCUCUACAAUCUGUGUUACAGCAGCUUGCCGGUUCUACUGGUUGGACUUCUUGACCAGGAUGUUAAUGACAAACUGAGCCUGAAAUUCCCCAAACUCUACCUGCCCGGCCAACAAGGAGCAUUGUUCAACUACAAGAGUUUCUUCAUCAGCUUGUUUCACGGCAUCUUCGUCUCGCUCAUCAUCUUCUUCAUCCCCUACGGAGCCUUCCUGCAGACCAUGGGGCAGGAUGGAGAAGCCCCCUCCGACUACCAGUCCUUGGCGGUCGUCACCGCAUCGUCGCUCGUAUUUAUUGUCAACCUACAGAUCUCUCUGGAUACCUCCUACUGGACCUUCGUUAACUGCUUUGCGGUUUUGGGCAGCAUAGCCAUCUACUUUGGCAUCAUGUUUGACAUCCACAGUGCCGGGAUCCACGUCAUCUUCCCCUCAGUGUUCACCUUCACCGGUGCAGCGUCAAAUGCUCUGCGUCAGCCCUACCUGUGGUUAACCAUCAUCCUGACUGUGGGCAUCAGCCUGCUGCCCGUCAUCUGCAUCCAGUUCCUCUAUAAAAACAUCUGGCCCUCUAUAGGAGACAAGAUCCAGAGAAACAGGAAGAAGUACGAGAUGGAGUUGGCAGAGGAGGAGAAGAAAAAACCUUCAGCCUUCCAGCGUGGCCGCCGUUCCCGCCGCUCUGCCUAUGCCUUCUCUCACUCCCGUGGCUACGCCGACCUCAUCUCAUCUGGGCGGAGCAUUCGACGGCGACCCACGGGCCGCGGUGGACCCCAGGACAGCAUCAGAGAGGCUCCCCGGGGAGAGGCCGAAAACAUCUGAAGGGGGCUGAGCAGGAGAUGGAGCAAAACUGUAGCCAGAGGGGUUGUAAAUAUUUGGGAAAGUUCGUGGAGUGCUCGGUUUGUCUUCUUUUAACUGUGGAGUCGCUGCUGAAAUGGUCAACAUUGGAAACUGUACAGGAAUGUCCCUUCCUUUGGGGUAUUCAAGUCCCUGAGGGAGAGGUGAAAGAAAAGCACUCCCAGAGUCACUCAGCUUAUAGGAACAAAACGACAGGCGUUUGCUGAAAGUUAAAUGAAGCACUACUGAACGUGUCUUUGCUCCAGUCUGUGACUGCCCACUUCCUCCUCUAUGCACAGACAGUUAGAAUGCAAAAAAUCCCAAAAGCUCACCGAAGAGACGACUGCCGUUUAGCGGGGUUUGACGUCAUGCAGCGACUGUGUGACCCACAAUGUUGUUUAACUCAGGAUUUUUAAAAUAAAAGCCUUAUUUUUAGCCAGUGUGUCCCUGCUCUCCACGACUGUGGCCGGAGCCGUAACCUUAUUUAAUAUGAUACUACUUUUGACAUUCACAGUUUUAGCCCAGUGUCUGUGGAGCACUUGAUAUGUUGGUGUUUUAUCAGAAUCAAAAAAUACAUAUUCCAGUCAAUUUGUCCGUUAUCUAAUCAAACUGUUUUAUUUCUACCCGUUGAGAUAAAAAUUCCUUCACAUUAAAACAAUGGGCUAAAGCUAAACAUGUCAAGGUAUCCUCUUUUAAUGUUUUAUUAUUAGUAAUAGUGGAAUGUUACUAUGCCAAGCUAUGCAAGGUGGUCGGAUGUCAUAAAGUUUGUCUUAAUUUAAAAAUAAGUUGUAAAUAGUGAUCUCUUCUCUUCUGCUGCGUUGAUUGUCCAAAGUGUCCUGACAGAUGGAUGUUUUAGUCUCAAAUUCGAGGACUUUGUUUCAGCCUUAAAACCUUUUAAAUACCUCUUUCAAACCUGAAUCCUUACGUCACUUGUUCUAUACCUCACCUUUUGUUCUUUUAUUUACCUGAGGUGCUCUAUAGGGAACCUGCAAGUCUGAACCUCCAGUUUGUCUUCCUUCCAGCAGCAGUGUUUUCAAGCACUCCUUACUUCUAAUGGGGAAAGAAACACAGUAAUGAGGUCAAGAAUUAUCUCUAUUUGUUUAUGUCUCACUAGUUUGUUCCUUUUUUUUUAACGUUAAAUCACACGUUCCUUCAGUCAUGAUUUCCAUGUGUGUGUUUCUGGUUGUUUACAGCAAACCCAAAGAUGUUGUUUGUCUUUUUCCAGUCCUAUAAUCAGACUAAGCAUAUCCACUAACCAGUGCUAAGCCAAAACGGACACAUCCCUGCUCUGACUGUUACCGUAUCCCCUUCAUGCUAGUGUUACCGUAUGCAGAUGAUGUCUUUUUAUUACUGAAUGAAUGGCAGCAGUAGAUGAGGACUGCUGUUGAUCGUACCAGCGACUGUCACAUGAUGGUAUUUUAUCACGUGGUUGUUAAUAAAAGCCAAGGGCACAUUUAGCAAUCUGAAA
Messenger RNA from Epinephelus moara (kelp grouper), 5444 nucleotides. RefSeq names its product ATPase phospholipid transporting 8B1 (gene atp8b1). Gene Ontology annotation, molecular function: ATP binding; ATPase-coupled intramembrane lipid carrier activity; ATP hydrolysis activity. The transcript has 30 exons. Lineage: Eukaryota; Metazoa; Chordata; Actinopteri; Perciformes; Serranidae. Gene Ontology annotation, biological process: phospholipid translocation; Golgi organization. The record is from RefSeq and is a predicted model, not a curated record. Gene Ontology annotation, cellular component: plasma membrane. The coding region runs from base 218 to 3961 and encodes 1247 amino acids.